Molecule: messenger RNA, 5421 nt
Organism: Oncorhynchus kisutch (coho salmon)
Lineage: Eukaryota; Metazoa; Chordata; Actinopteri; Salmoniformes; Salmonidae
Gene: tp53bp2a
Product: tumor protein p53 binding protein, 2a
Exons: 20
Coding region: 505-3957 (1150 amino acids)
Biological process (GO): regulation of apoptotic process
Cellular component (GO): nucleus
Molecular function (GO): p53 binding
Source: RefSeq, a predicted model, not a curated record
GAAAACUGCGAUCACUCAUUCGAACUACGCUGUUAGUGGUGUUUCAGGGCUGAUAGGCACCUACAGCUUCAGGAAACUAUCGCAAAAAAAAUUAAAAAUUAAAUACAUCGUACAUUAUAGUGUUAUUUGAUCGGUUUGGGUAAUGGCAAUAAUUUCAUAGAGUUUUGAACGCAACGCGUUUCCGAAUGCGACUACCAACUUCCAAGCGAUGCAAUCGCCACUGAAAACUUUCAUUUCAAAGAGGCCUUGUAUUUUUUUUUUUACAACAGGUCCACGGCAUAUGCGGAGAGGAGACUGAUUAGGCUAUACAGCCUACGAAAUACAUGUAGUUAUCUUUGGUUUAUUUUACAGCCAAAGUUACUUAAGUUACUUUCAAUAACAAGAAGAGACGACUCAUCGACUGGUUUAUCGGACAAGCUACCGGACAGGAUCAGGAUUAAAAAGCAAUCGAACGCCUUCAGUUUUCCUCGAAACUACGAGCCAAGGAAUUCCAAAUCUGGUUAAAUGCGGUACGAGGCUAAAAUGAUGCCGAUGUUCCUGACAGUGUACCUCAGUAACAAUGACCAGCAUUUUACAGAGGUGCCCAUUACCCCAGAGACGCUGUGCCGGGACGUGGUGGAGCUAUGUAAGGAGCCCGGAGAGACUGAAUGCCACCUGGCUGAGAUGUGGCGUGGAUCUGAGCGACCUGUAGGAGUCGGGGAGAGGAUGCUGGACGUGCUCCAGCAUUGGGGGCAGCACAGGGCAGAGGUGCGCUUCUACCUGCGCCAUGACCGAGUGCCCAGCAGAGAAUCUGGUGGCUCACGAGGAUCAGACUCCAAGAGGAACGGAGUGAAGAGCACCUGGGAUAGACGGGUGGAGAACGGGGUGUCGGCCCCACGGAUGGACAUGACUCUGGCUGAGCUGCAGGAGAUGGCUGCCAGACAGCAGCAGCAGAUAGACGCACAGCAACAUCUCCUCGCCUCCAAGGAACAGCGCCUGCACUACCUGAAGCAGCAGGAGGAGAGGCAGCACCAGCAGGAGGAGAGGCAGCAGCAGCAGCAGGCAUCGGACCAGGAGAAGCUGCGGCGUCUCAGGGAGAACGUGGAGAACCAGGAGACACGGCUCAAGAAGGUCCGGGCCCUCAAGGGCCACGUGGAGCAGAAACGCCUCAGCAACGGCAAGCUGGUGGAGGAGAUAGAGCAGAUGAAUGGUCUGUUCCAACAGAAGCAGAGAGAGCUGGUGGUGGCUGUGUCCAAGGUUGAGGAGCUCAACAGACAGCUGGAGAUGCUCAAGAAUGGCAAGAUGGACGGCUUCAAAGACAACCAGAGCUCUGUGGCUGAGCUGGACCACCUCUACAAGGAGCUGCAGCUGCGUAACAAGCUGAACCAGGAGCAGAACUCCAAGCUGCAGCAUCAGAGAGACAGUCUGAACAAGCGCAACCUGGAGGUGGCCUCUAUGGACAAACGCGUCAGUGAGCUCCGAGACCGCCUCUGGAAGAAGAAGGCCGCUCUGCAGCAGAAAGAGAACCUGCCGCCACAGAUGCCCUGGCCCUCAGAGCCGGCCCCUAUCAAAAAAAAUGGCUUCCCUGGUAAGGAGAGGGCUACUAAAGACACUCAUCCGCAGCUGCCCUCUGAUGGUCCGGUGGGUCUGCAGCAGCAGCAGGGUCCGUCUCGUGUGGCGGCUGUCGGCCCUUACAUCCAGUCGUCCACCAUGCCUCGUGGCCCAGUGAGACACGAGCUGCUGGUCAAACCUGCUGCCUACCCCGAUGGCACCGCCACCCUGCCUGCACACCCAGAACCCCAGGACAAAGGUAACACAGGUAAGCUGGCAGAGUGGGGCACUUCUGGACCAGAGUCCAACAGCAGUAGUCUUGGGUCAUCCUCCAUACUGCCCAGAAUGACCUCUGACUCCAGCGCUAACACAGAGCAAGGUGAGACGGAGGGCAUGAAGAGGGACCGGCGGGUGCGUCCGUUCUCUAUGUUUGAGCCCACUGAGGUGUCCUCCUCCUCCCUCCGCAAGAACCAGAGCAGUGACGACCUGGUCAGAGACGCCCAGUCUGCUCCUAAAGCUGCAGUCAAGGUGCCCCCACCCGUCGCCAGCAAACCCAAAGCCCCCAGUUGCGCCCCCUAUGGCAAGCCAGGCCUCAACACCGGGACCUUCCCCAAGGCCAAGCCCCCCAGCCAGCAACAGCACCCCCAGGAGGCGGCCAAGGCCCGCGUCCCACUGACCCCAUCCCAGAGCCAGACCCUGCCCCUGCCCUCCAAGCAGGACCCCCCUCUGGCAGCCACCAUAAGACCCUUCACACCAGAGCUACCUAAGGACCUGAGCAAGCCCCAGACCCUGGCAGCCAGCUCCAUCUACUCAAUGUACACUCAGCAGCCCACCCCAGGCAAGCCCUACCCACCGGCCAUACAGGGGUCUCUCAACAGGAGCCAGAGCCGAGGCAACGGAUUUGUCAGUGUGUACGGUAAGCCUGUGAUCUCCGGUGGUGGCCCCCAGCAACCAGAGAACCCAUACAGUGAGCAGCGGCACUCCCCAGACCAGCCCUCAGAGGUGGACCACGGGUCACAACAGGGCCCCCCCACCGAGGGCCAGCAGGGGGAGACAGAGCGCACCCCCCGUCCCCUCAGCCCCACCAAGCUGCUGCCCUUCAUCUCCAACCCCUACCGCCAUCAGAGUGACGGGGACCUGGAGGCCCUCAGGAAGAAGCUGUACAACGCCCCACGGCCCCUGAAGAAACGCAGCUCCAUCACAGAGCCCGAGGGCCCCGCAGGGCCCAACAUCCAGAAGCUGCUUUAUCAGAAGACCACGCUGGCUGCCAUGGAGACCAUCCUCACCACGCCCACCACACCCGAGGCUGUAAAGGAUGCGGGAGGGGCGUUGCCUGGUGUUCCAGGUCCCCCGAUUGUUGGGGAGAGCAGCCAACCGGGAAGUGUGAAACUGGAGGUGCGUGACGUCCCUCCUCCCACCCCUAACCACCACCUCCCACCCCCAGCAGAACAGACUACCCCACCAGCCAUCCCAGAGGGAGACAGAGAGGAGUUCACGCCCCCUCCCCAUCCACCCCACCCUGCCCCUCGACCUGACCAGCCCCGGUUCCCCCCACCGCCCCCUGCUGCUGCAGGCAUGGAGGAGCCCAGCCCACCCAGCCUGCAACCUCCUCCAGAGAGUUUCAUGGAAGAAUUCCCCCCCUACCCUCCACCACCUUACCCCAGCGGGGCUGAGCAGGAGAUCCUGGGGGAGGACACCUUCAGCAUGCAGGCACCAGAGGUCACAGGACAGGUCACAUUGCCACCGGGGAAGAGGACCAACCUGCGUAAGACCGGCUCCGAGAGGAUCGACCACAGCAUGAGGGUGAAGUUUAACCCCCUGGCCCUGCUCCUGGACUCCUCUCUGGAGGGAGAGUUUGAUCUGGUCCAGAGGAUCAUCUACGAGGUGGAGGACCCUAGUCUGCCUAAUGAUGAGGGGAUCACAGCCCUCCACAACGCAGUCUGUGCCGGACACACAGAGAUCGUCAAGUUCCUAGUCCAGUUUGGUGUCAACGUCAACGCAGCCGACAGCGAUGGCUGGACUCCGCUGCACUGCGCGGCCUCCUGUAAUAACGUGCAGGUGUGUAAGUUCCUGGUGGAGUCCGGAGCAGCGGUGUUUGCUAUGACCUACAGUGACAUGCAGACGGCAGCGGAUAAGUGUGAGGAGAUGGAGGAGGGAUACACCCAGUGCUCCCAGUUCCUCUACGGUGUGCAGGAGAAGAUGGGCAUCAUGAACAGGGGCGUGGUGUACGGCCUGUGGGACUACAGCAAUGACAAUUCUGAUGAGCUGGCGUUCCAUGAGGGAGACUGCAUGACCAUCGUCCGCCGAGAGGACGAGGACGAGACCGAGUGGUGGUGGGCGGGCACGGGCGACACGGAGGGGUACAUCCCUCGGAACCUUCUGGGGCUUUACCCAAGAAUUAAGCCCAGACAGAGAAGCCUGGCUUAGACCCCUUGUCAAUCCUGAACUGUAAAUAUAUCAGGAGGCAUGGACACUGGCUGCAUCUCAUUGGUCCAAUACCUCUCCUCAUCUUCUCUCCUUCAUCUGCUCUGAUCUGUGAAGUAAUAUGGGGGAAGAUUGAGAUGGAGCAACAAUUGAGAUGCAGGUCCACACAGGCUUUAUUUAAUAGGACCGUACAAGGAGAGGCCAACAGUCACGUGAAGAAACGUUGAGACCAAACCACAUGAAGGAUUUUAAACUGACCCAAGAACACUACAGACGGGCCUAUGACCACUGACUUUGGCCCAUCUGAGGCACUUUUACAUACCAGGAGAAGAGGUUUUCCACACUUAUUUUCCCAGACCACUGUGUGUGUAUAAGACACUAAAGGCAUUAUGUUUCUCUACAUGUUUUGUCGUAUUGUUUUCCGAUCAAGUAUCUGCAUUUAUGGAUAUUGAUCAGAAUGUCUGGGGAUAAAUGUAAAAUGGAACAAACAGUAUUUUUAUGUUGAAAGGUGUUUUUUACACUUUUACAUAGUUUUUAAAACUGUUAUUCUUUCAUUUGAACCUCGUCAGAAAGAGCUGGAGCUGAACAAUGUGUUAGUUGAGUGAAUGAAUUAGUGUAAUACAUGAUGAAUGUGAUGAAUUUUGUAUGAACAGGUAUUCUGUUACCUUAUGUCAUUUCCUGUUUUUAGUGACUGUGUCCCACUCAGUAUAACUACAAUAGAAGCCCAUGUUUCAGCAUUGACCCUACUGUACUGGCAAGGGUUAAUGUCUGAGUGUGUACCACUAUUACCACUGUUCAACUUAUCAAACUGGGAAUGAAAUGAUGAAACGUAUGUUUGGUUGGUGAAACGUAGCCUAUACCACUGUUGAAUGAGCUAUUGCUUUUGACUCUUGUUCUUCGAUGAUGCUAACAUAGCCUGUGGUUCAGUAUAUUUUCUAAGUGAGCAGAUAUAAGCAGCACUCGUUAUAUUUCUCGACACUGGCUUAAUGGUGGAGAUAUGACAAACAGAUAAGUACUACAGUUGUGCUAUUGUCACAAUAGACAUUCCUCGGAAACUAUGACAUCACUAGUGAAAUCCACGUGUCAUCUGUUUCUAAAAUGGCGUCCCUGCAUUUAAAUGGACCAUUUAGCCAUGUAGGAAGGAUGAGAGGGUUAACUUCAAGGAACCUUAUUCACACGCUAUGUAGCUUGGCUUGAAGAGUAAGAGAUGGUAGAGAUGAAUGCUUAUAAUGUCAGACAAGGUGUCUUUCCUUAAAAUCUCUAAAGCAAGUUGAAUGAAAACUCAAUCAGCUCAUUCAUAGUAAGGAAUUCUGCAUCAACUCGUCAGAUUCAACAGAUGGAUUUAUUUUUGUUACGUUUUAUUAUCGUUCUUUUUUCGUUUUGUCCAACUAUAACCUCACAUGUAGAAUUGUAAACAUUUGCAAUAAAAUACGGACCUUCCGGAUCCGGUGGCAUGCAUUGAAACGG